AUGGCGAUGUUUUACAGCCGGAACCGGUCUAAUGACAGCAACGGAAACCUGACUGACGUGGUAUACUAUACAGAAGAACGGGACUUGGUCCGCGUUGCGCUAAUAGGAGUAUUACUCAGUAUAACGAUUGUUGUGACUGUUAUUGGAAAUGUAUUCGUUUUCCUUAUCAUGAUGAUGUACCGACAUCUCCGCAACGCUACCAACCUGUACAUGGUGAGCUUAGCUGUAGCCGAUCUGCUUGUCGGAAUAUUUGUCAUGCUACCCAGCAUGGUGGACGAAAUAGCGGGUGGGUGGAUAUUAGGCGAUAUAAUGUGCCGAUUAUGGAUUAUCAUGGACGUGCUAUGCUGCACAGCGUCUAUAAUGAAUCUGUGUAUGAUAUCAGUGGAUCGAUAUUACAUCGUGUCUCAUCCUUUCCGAUAUGCCGGGGAAGGUUCUCUACGACGGGUACAGAUAAUGAUGUUAAUCGCUUGGUUGGUAUCUAUCGUGGUCUCAGUCUUGCCAAUCAGCUUUGGUUGGGCGUUCGAACUACCACCCAUGGAAGUCGUACAUGCUAAGUGUAUCUUUGUUCCUAACAAAAUUUACGCGGCGACUGCUUCGACAAUAUCGUUCUAUAUACCUCUUUUAUUGAUGAUUUUUGCGUACCUAAAAAUUUUCAAAAUUGCAAGAAUACAGGCGGAGAAAAUUCAGGAAUUCGAGCGUGAGCCGGUGACGUUUACAUCGGGAAGAAGAAAAACCUUAGCCAAAUUUUCUAUUAAUUUCAAACGCGAGAGAAAGGCACUUAGAACGCUUGGCAUUAUUAUGGGCUGCUUUCUUUUAUGUUGGUUGCCGUUUUUUAUUACAAAUGUUGUGAAUCCAUUUAUUAAUUAUACUGUAUCGCCAAUCGCAUUUACCAUUAUGACAUGGAUUGGCUGGGUUAACUCGACGGUAAAUCCGCUGCUGUAUUCCGCGCUGAACAAGGAAUUCCGACGAGCGUUUCGCAGGAUUCUCCGUUGUGAUCGAUGCGACUGUACGUCGCAAUCACGGAUGAAGUCGACGUUCGUUAGCCUAACUGAGCUACCAAACAACACCGCGGCACACUCAGUCACUGUUACUACUCCGGACAAAAAGAAAGAAUUCCGGUUCGCGAACGGUAUUUUAGAAGCUCACACAUCAAAGGCAGUUCGAUUCGAUUGCCAUUAUUCGGUUAUCACUAACUUUGGAAAGAUUUGA
Saccoglossus kowalevskii is the source of this 1209-nucleotide messenger RNA. RefSeq names its product D(1) dopamine receptor-like. The record is from RefSeq and is a predicted model, not a curated record. Gene Ontology annotation, biological process: adenylate cyclase-activating adrenergic receptor signaling pathway; positive regulation of MAPK cascade. Lineage: Eukaryota; Metazoa; Hemichordata; Enteropneusta; Harrimaniidae. Gene Ontology annotation, cellular component: plasma membrane. Gene Ontology annotation, molecular function: G protein-coupled receptor activity.